AUGCGCUUGUUCCCUAUGGCUGUUCCCGUUGGUUUUGCCACCUGUGGCAAUUUUCUGAAAUCCUUCUGGUGGGCUUGUGCUCCCCUCUUUCCUCGGUGCUUUUUUCCCCGAGUUGUCAAUGAUGUUCUGAAAAGCCUCUGUGCUUGUUUUGUUGUGUGUAGGCGACUGCCGGCGCCGUCUCUGGGCUGUGGGGUGUUCUCAGCCCUGACGGACGCGUGCGCUCUUCUCCCUCUUUCUCAGGAGCUCUUUGCAGAGUUUGGGACCUUGAAGAAGGCAGCUGUGCACUAUGACAGAUCUGGCCGCAGCCUAGGGACGGCGGACGUGCAUUUUGAAAGGAAGGCAGACGCUCUGAAAGCGAUGAAGCAGUACAAUGGCGUCCCCUUGGACGGGCGCCCCAUGAACAUCCAGCUGGUCACAUCACAGAUCGACACACAGAGGAGACCAGCACAGAGUGUAAACAGAGGUGGCAUGACCAGAAGCCGCGGUGGUUCAGGAGGAUUUGGUGGUGGAGGAGGCAACAGGCGAGGUACUCGUGGUGGGAACAGAGGGAGAGGCAGAGGAGCUGGAAGAACUUCCAAACAGCAACUCUCCGCAGAAGAACUAGAUGCACAGCUGGAUGCUUACAAUGCCAGGAUGGACACCAGCUAAAGCGGCGGCGGGCGCAGGGAAGGACUGGGAUCUGGCUCCCGGGUCCCCCCC
Molecule: messenger RNA, 699 nt
Organism: Calidris pugnax (ruff)
Lineage: Eukaryota; Metazoa; Chordata; Aves; Charadriiformes; Scolopacidae
Gene: ALYREF
Product: Aly/REF export factor
Exons: 5
Coding region: 1-648 (215 amino acids)
Biological process (GO): mRNA export from nucleus
Cellular component (GO): nucleus
Molecular function (GO): mRNA binding
Source: RefSeq, a predicted model, not a curated record